Messenger RNA from Cladophialophora yegresii CBS 114405, 720 nucleotides. RefSeq lists its product as uncharacterized. The coding region runs from base 1 to 720 and encodes 239 amino acids. The transcript has a single exon. The record is from RefSeq and is a predicted model, not a curated record. NCBI's taxonomy places the organism in Eukaryota, Fungi, Ascomycota, Eurotiomycetes, Chaetothyriales, Herpotrichiellaceae.
AUGUGCGGUCACUCCGGGUCUACCGGCCCAGGAGCCGUGGCACCUGAAACCACCCUCUCACAUUCCCAAGCUUCUGAUACAGACGCGCCAAAUGAUGCUGCCGCAUCGUUGCGAGUUUUUGUCCCCCACUCCACAGUUAGCACGGCCGCGUUCGACCUUGUGAUAUCCGCCGCCUUGCCGCUGUCGAUCUUGCAUCACUCUCUACGGGUCUACCUCUUUGCGAACUGGUUGGCGGACAAGGAGAAGAGCGAAUGGGCGGACAGCGACCUGUUGUUUGUCGCAUGCAUGACGCAUGAUAUCGGGGCAUCCCACAAGCACGAUGGUCCGCAGCGGUUCGAGGUCGAAGGCGCGGAUGCCGGUGCCGAGCUGGUUCGGAGCCACAGUAAGUCGGAAGAAGAUGCGCACGAGGUGUGGACGGCUAUCGCUCUGCAUACCUCACCUGGUAUCGCGGAGCGCAUCACGCCAUUGGCUCGGCUGGUGAGGCUUGGUGUCCUGAUCGACUUCCGCCCGGCCACAAGAUCUUCUCUGGGCGCCGUGGAGUAUGCGAGGGACGUCGAGGCAAGGUUGCCCAGACUUGAAAUUGAAAAGGUCCUGGGCGAUGCGGUGGUUGGACAGGUAAUCAAGAACCCAGCCAAGGCGCCUGCCGCGUCGUGGCCGAAUAACCUCUACAAGUCACACCUGGAGAAUCCGCACUGGGACGGUAUCAAUCGAGCAUUUUAA